CAAAAAAAUGUAUCGCAAAUUAGAUUCUUUUCCAAAGUUGGUUCUUCUGUAAAUCCCCAAGUCCCGCUCUUUUCCGCUACUAAAGACUACAACAAUCUCUCUCCCUAUCUCUAUCUCUGUCUCGUUCGAUCGAUCUUGUGUAAGAGUAAGAGAAAAAAAUGCAGGAACAAGCGACAAGCUCUUUAGCUGCAAGCUCUUUACCAUCAAGCAGUGAGAGAUCUUCAAGCUCUGCUCCACAUUUGGAGAUCAAAGAAGGAAUUGAAAGCGAUGAGGAGAUAAGGCGAGUGCCGGAGUUCGGAGGAGAACCUGCGGGGAAAGAAAUAUCCGGGAGAGAAUCUGGAUCGGCGAACGGACAGGAGAGGACACAGGCGACAGUCGGGGAAAGUCAAAGGAAGCGAGGGAGGACACCGGCGGAGAAAGAGAACAAGCGUCUUAAGAGGUUGUUGAGGAAUAGAGUUUCAGCACAGCAAGCAAGAGAGAGGAAAAAGGCGUACUUGAGUGAGUUGGAAAACAGAGUUAAAGACUUGGAGAACAAAAACUCUGAGCUUGAAGAGCGUCUCUCUACUUUGCAGAACGAGAACCAGAUGCUUCGACAUAUUCUGAAGAACACAACAGGAAACAAGAGAGGAGGAGGAGGAGGUGGUUCUAACGCUGAUGCGAGCCUUUGAUCUUCUUCCUUCUUCAAUCUUGUGGUUAUAUUUUUGUGGAUAAAUAACUUACAGGGGAAUUGUAUUAAUAAUAAUUAUCAUGUUAAAAUUUAUAUGGGAUGUGAAGAGCUAUAUUUCCAAUUGUUGUAGACCAACUUCUCUUGUUGUAGUUUUAGUCAUUCAAAGAUAAUUUUGUUUUUCUU
Molecule: messenger RNA, 850 nt
Organism: Camelina sativa (false flax)
Lineage: Eukaryota; Viridiplantae; Streptophyta; Magnoliopsida; Brassicales; Brassicaceae
Product: transcription factor HY5
Biological process (GO): positive regulation of transcription by RNA polymerase II; red or far-red light signaling pathway; response to far red light
Cellular component (GO): nucleus
Molecular function (GO): DNA-binding transcription factor activity, RNA polymerase II-specific
Source: RefSeq, a predicted model, not a curated record